AACAUGUUAUUACAGGAGGUGUUUUAGAUAUUGAUCCAGUAUUCCGUCGUAGUUACAAACUCACUCACUCACGCGCUAAAAACACACGGAGCGGUUUUUAAAAAAACUCGUCUGUUUAACGAGAAACAAAACGCGAAAAAUGCCCAAAAGGAAGUCACCUGAGGGAGCAGAGGGGAAAGACUCUACCAAAGUCACAAAGCAGGAGCCCACUCGGAGGUCAGAGCGCCUGUCCUCGAAACCGGUUCCCCCUAAACCUGAGCCCAAACCCAAAAAAGCUGCAGUUAAGAAGGCAUCUGACGACAAAGCGGUGAAAGGAAAGAAGGGCGGAGCCAAAGGCAAGAAGGAGGAGAAAGAUGCGGUGCCCACUGAGAAUGGCGAGACCAAACCAGAGGGGGAAUCCGCGACAACUGAAGCCGAGGCAGACGCUAAGGAGUGACUCUAGUUGGUUUUCUGGGCAACGGAAAAGACAUUUUUUUAUUCUUUAUUGAGUAUUUUGUAAGAUGCUAACUUUUUUUAGACUUGUCAUUGUAGAUUUACUUAGCAAGCUCACACUCCUCCCAGAAGUCCCUGUUUUACUCUGUUAUCACCAGUUCGGAUUGAUCUGUCCUUAAAAAAAAAAAAAAAAAAGGAAGAAGAAGAAAAAAAAAUAUUUUUAUUUAAUUUUUUUGUUCUUAAAUAUGUUUCACCAGCAGCAGCAGCAGCAGCCAUAUCAGCUCAUAAGAUUUUAGUCAGUCGGAAACCUGCGUCCUACAUCCCCUCUAGUAACGUAACAACACGUGCUUGAUGUUUGUACCACGUUGAAUGAGUCAUCUGGACACUCAGUCUCAUGAGUUUAGUGUGUGUGUUUUGAGUCUUCUGGUUUUUUUUUUUUCUUUUUUCUUUUUCAAUUAUAAUCUCUUGUAUAAUGUAUAAUAAUAACGUCACUUAGUGACAAAGAUUGAACAAUUACGUUCCCAAAUUAUUUUUAAUUCUCUUCAAUGGGCAGAUUGGGACUCAUGGACAUUUUUGAUUCCCCAAUAAAAAAAAAGGAAAAAAAAUUGAACGUGAAUAUGACCUAUAACGAAACGGCACAUAACCAAUAGCAAUAAACGCAGGGUGCUGAGAGUGACGUUCGUUCUGAAACUGAACCCGACAUGUUUCUGAAGAUCCGCCUGCCUGGCUGGUUUGGGAUAUUGUCUGUGAAAAUGUUUUCAAAUAAAACCAUAAAAGAAAAAGAGGAAAAAAAA
Molecule: messenger RNA, 1226 nt
Organism: Clarias gariepinus (North African catfish)
Lineage: Eukaryota; Metazoa; Chordata; Actinopteri; Siluriformes; Clariidae
Gene: hmgn3
Product: high mobility group nucleosomal binding domain 3
Exons: 6
Coding region: 140-436 (98 amino acids)
Biological process (GO): chromatin organization
Cellular component (GO): chromatin; nucleus
Molecular function (GO): nucleosomal DNA binding
Source: RefSeq, a predicted model, not a curated record